UCAGAUUUUCGUUAGAAAAAGAAAGGGUUGGUUUGCGAAGCCAGUGCGGUUGUGAAUGAUUCGGACUUCAGAUUUAGUUGUGGCAGAGGAAAAUUAAAAAAAAAUAUGAAAGGAACUAAGACGUUGUUGUCAUACAUAUUAUUUAUUAUUGGCUUGCAAUGGAAGUCCGUCUAUGCAUUGCCUGGAACUUGUGAUCAAGGAGAAUUUUUGUGUCAUAACAAAAACUGUAUCGUAAGUUCGUGGACCUGUGACGGAGAAGAUGACUGUGGAGAUAAAAGCGACGAGCUGAAUUGUGAUGGAAAAAAGCAUCGUAAAUGUGACCAAUCCACUAAUUUUCAAUGCAAAAAUAGUAAAUGUGUGCCACUGUCCUGGACUUGCGACUAUGCUGAUGAUUGUGGGGAUGGAAGUGAUGAAUCUUCUGUUGACGGCCCGCUUUGUGUUAAGUCCAAUGAAUGCGCACGAGAUGAUUUUAAAUGCAAAGUCACUGGCAGAUGUAUUCUUAAGACGUUUGUGUGUGAUGGUGACCACAACUGUGGAAAGAAUGACACUUCUGACGAGAGUGAUUGCAAGAAACGUACAUGCAAUGCUGAUGAAAUGAGGUGUGAUAAUGGAAGAUGUAUAUCUAAAGACUGGGUGUGUGAUAAAAAUGAUGACUGCUUAGAUGCAAGUGAUGAGAAGAACUGCAGUACUGCAAGUUGUCCUGCAAAUAAAUUUAAGUGCAUUCGAAGUGGUCAUUGUAUUGCAGCUGAAUAUAGAUGUGAUGGUGGAACAGAUUGCCUUGACGGAUCUGAUGAAAAAGAUUGUGUCACAACUACCACAGCAGCACCUACCACCACGACUAAAAUUCUGAAAAGUUCCAAAAAACAAACAACUAAAAAAAUAUAUACAAAGUACGAAACAACCACUACCACUACGAAAGCGCCAUGCAAAAUUUAUGAGUUCACUUGUAGCUCAACAAAAAAAUGCAUACAUAAUACAUGGCUCUGUGAUGGAGAAUUAGAUUGUGACAAUGGCGAAGAUGAGUUAAAAGAGGUUUGCCAGGUCAACACUUGCAAUAAAAAUGAAUAUAGAUGUUCAAAUGGACAAUGUAUCGACAGUGUUUUUCACUGUGAUGGAAAAAGUGAUUGCCAUGAUGGAUCUGAUGAGAAGAAUUGCUCUGAUAUUAUUAUACCAUGUACUAAAGAAACAUACCACUGUAAGAACAGUUCGAAAUGCAUCGACAGUACUUUAUUGUGUAAUAAAAAAGCAGAUUGUCCCAUGAAAGAUGAUGAAUCAGAUGCUUGUGGUGUGAAUGAAUGUGCGAAGAAUAAAGGUGGUUGCAGCCAUAUAUGUAAAGACUUAGCUAUUGGUCACGAGUGCAAAUGUAAUCGGGGUUAUGCAUUAGGAAGAGAUAAUAAAACUUGCAUCGAUGUGAAUGAAUGUCUCAUACCUGGCACCUGCAGUCAAGUUUGCGUAAAUUAUAAAGGCUCCUUUGCGUGUGAGUGUGAUAAAGGCUAUGUUUUGGAUCCUGUUGACAAAAAAACAUGCAGAGCUAAAGCACCCAUUCCCUAUCUGGUUUUUUCUAAUCGGUUUGAUAUUCGCCAAAUCUCAACCAACGGCCAUGACUACAAAGCUAUCAUAACAGAUGCUAGAAGUGCUGUUGCAGUUGCAUUGGACGUUGACAAAGGGAUGGUUUAUUGGGCAGAUAAUGUAAACAAGACAAUUUGUCGUACGGCCAAAAAUGGCGAUGGAAAAGUUGAAGUUUUAGUUGAUACUGGAAUUGAUAAGCCAGAAGGUUUGGCCAUUGAUUGGAUUGCUAAGAAGUUAUAUUGGAGCGAUUCUCUAUAUAACCGUAUCAGUGUCUCAAACCUCGAUGGUUCACACGUGAAGGUGCUGAUAAACUCUACAAGUGAUCAGCAACUGCGCGCACUGGCAGUAUAUCCUGAGAAAGGACUUAUUUACUGGACUGACUGGGGAAAAUCACCUAAAAUCGAAAGAGCUAACUUAGAUGGAACUGAUCGCAAGACUAUAGUUACGUUGUCACAUGUCACCUGGCCGUCUGGAAUUACCAUUGACCACACCCUGAACCGGUUAUAUUGGACAGAUUUGAAGAGAAGACACAUCUGUUCGAGUGCUAUUGAUGGGAGUGAUAUAAAAGUCAUCGUGAAACAUUUGAGCAGCCCUUUUGGAUUAACCGUAUUUGAAGAUCAUGUGUACUGGACGGAUUAUAGUGAACAAAAAUUGUUCAAAGCUAACAAAUUCACUGGAAGACAAUUGACGCAAUUUAAAGAAAGCUUUUUUGCACCGAUGGAUAUCAAUGUGUAUCAUCCACUCGUCCAAAAACAAGUUUCUCAUCCGUGUCAAGUAAACAACGGCGGAUGCACUCAUCUUUGCUUUAUCAGUGCAUCAUCGAAAUACUCCUGUGAUUGUCCAGAUCUCUUGACGCUUGAUAAAGACGGUAAAACAUGCGUAAAAACUGGUACUGUUCCGACGAUUUCGCCAUCCAAAAAACCAGUUAAAUGCACCACGGAGCAAUACACGUGCAAGUCGACACAAAUGUGUAUUUCCAGAUCAUCCCUUUGUGAUGGGAAACCGGACUGUCCCGAGCACGAAGACGAAAAAUUUUGUGGGAAAGGAAUUAAUCCAACUGUAAUUAAUCCCCCCGAACAAAAUCGCAAAAGUUCCGCCGUAACUUAUACAGUUGGAACACUUGUUGUUAUUAUUCUCAUUGCUGUAGUAAUAGGUGUCAUUCUGCUGUGCAGGAAACGAAGAAACCGUUUCGAUUUAAAAAUGACUUAUGAAACAAAGACAGAAAUAAUUAGCAGCAAAGACGGCGACGACAAAGCAAACGUCGAAGUAAAAUACGUUACGAACACUCCUCGUAAUCAAACUAGAAAAAAUAGUCAUAAAAAUUUUGACAACGUGAACUAUAAGGACGAGUCUAAGAUGCCGUUACAAAUGUCUGAAAUGGAUGGUGAUACAAUAGACGAUCAGUGUUCGGACAAUUCGUCAGCAGAUGUUUGUUUCGACGACACGAAACCUAUCAUAGCGCACAUGGUGUAAUCAUACGUCUUUUAGGCAUAUUCCUGUGUGCGACUGCAAACCCAACUAUUGUUGGGUUUUAAAAAAGAAGUUAGCGCUUGCGCAAAGCACAAUCUUCUGUUACAUUGUGUUGUUCCCGGUUUUUUUGGUUUACGGCUUGAAAAGCUGUACCUGGAAAAAAGAGUCAUAGCACGUGUUUAUUUGUCCCACAUACGAAAUAUAUUUAUUUUCUGAAAUUAUCACAAAAAAUAUUUAUGCUAGCUGUCAUAUUAAAAUUUAUUUUGUUAUUAUCACUUUUUAUUUAAAAAAAACUGCUCCUUGAACCAACUUUUCCACUUGUAGAUAUUUUUAGUAUUCUUUUUGCAUGCGUUGCGUUUUCUUCGUUUGAAAUUUGUUCCUGCUUCACUUUGUUUCCUGUUUCGGCUGAGCCUAAAGUUUUAUAUGGAUUAUGUAAAUAAGAAUUAUUUUGUAUAUACCUAUUUCUCAGCCCAUCAGAAACGUUCUUGUUGUAUCUUCUUGAUUCGAUCUUCAGACAAUCUUGUUGAAUCGGUCUCCGUCAAAAACGUCUUGUUGAUAUUACUGCCUUGGUUUAUUUUGGUGUCAUGCUACAUGACUUAUCUUAGGAAGAAUAUUUCUUUUUUUAAUAAAAAAUUUAGUUGAUUCUUUCAAUUUUGAAAUCGGAAAUAAAAUGGUUAAAAUUCUU
Hydractinia symbiolongicarpus is the source of this 3724-nucleotide messenger RNA. RefSeq names its product low-density lipoprotein receptor-like. NCBI's taxonomy places the organism in Eukaryota, Metazoa, Cnidaria, Hydrozoa, Anthoathecata, Hydractiniidae. The record is from RefSeq and is a predicted model, not a curated record. Gene Ontology annotation, molecular function: calcium ion binding; protein binding. The coding region runs from base 106 to 3042 and encodes 978 amino acids. The transcript is spliced from 13 exons.